Molecule: messenger RNA, 6807 nt
Organism: Cucumis melo (muskmelon)
Lineage: Eukaryota; Viridiplantae; Streptophyta; Magnoliopsida; Cucurbitales; Cucurbitaceae
Biological process (GO): DNA integration
Molecular function (GO): RNA-DNA hybrid ribonuclease activity; nucleic acid binding
Source: RefSeq, a predicted model, not a curated record
AUGGGAAUUGAGGUUCUACAACAUUCGAUUGAAGAAUACAAAUCCCAACUUAUAGAAGCGGAAAGCAAAAACAAUUUUUUGCAAAAGGCUGUUAACAGUUCUGAAAGCCAGUUGCUGAUAUGUCGCAAAGCAAGGGAAGUCAUAACAGAUGACUAUGCUCAAUUAAUAGAAAAAUAUCAAGAAAUGUCGAUAGAUUUCAUGAUGUGGAAGGACGAGUACGAGACAUUGAGACGAAAGUAUGAUGAUGCUAUAGGUCGGAUGGAACGAGGGGCUGAAAAAUUAAGACAAAUGGCGAGGGUGGCAGAUCAAUUCUCAGUGCAAGUUCAAGCAGUUCGUCAAGACGUUGAAGGUCUGAAGGAUCAAUUGGCAAAAAUCCUAGAAUUGCUCACCACCGGAAGAGGAAAGAGUGUUGCGGGGACUUCAUCACAAGUGGAAGUGGAUCUGAAUCAGGUACUGGAGGACAUGCCUGCAUAUCCUCCGGGUUUCACUCCUCAAAGGUCAUCUAGUCCACGCAUGGGGGAUAGGACAUAUCCUACAUCAUUUCCCGCGCCAAAUCCUAACACAACCACCCAACAAGAAGCCCAUGCGAACAAUCCUAUAUCUACUCUAAUUAUGGAAGGUGGUAAGAAAAUUUCAGAAGAGCAGGAUGUGGUGAUCCCUCCCAAAUUCAAGACUUCAGAUUUUGAGAAAUACAAUGGAACCUCAUGUCCAAAAAGCCACCUAGUUAUGUACUGUCGGAAAAUGUCAGCUUAUGCUCAUGAUGAUAAAUUGUUGAUUCAUUGCUUCCAAGACAGCUUAGUCGACCCGGCUUCUCGUUGGUACAUGCAAUUGGAUGGUUCAGAAGUGCAUAGGUGGAAGGAUCUUGCUGAUUCUUUUUUAAAACAAUAUAAGUACAACAUUGAUAUGGCGCCCGAUCGUCUAGACCUUCAGAGAAUGGAAAAAAAGAAUGUUGAAACUUUUAAGGAAUAUGCACAGCGAUGGAGAGAGUUAGCUGCACAAGUGCAACCUCCCCUGACAGACAAAGAAUUGACAGCUAUGUUCAUAAACACUCUUCGGGCCCCAUACUAUGAUAGAAUGGUUGGAAGUGCUUCAACUAAUUUCUCGGACGUCAUAACCAUUGGGGAGAGGAUUGAAUUUGGAGUAAAGAAUGGAAGGAUCUCUGAUCCCGCUUCAGAAACAAGAAGAGUGAUGACCCCAAAGAAAAAAGAAGGAGAAGUACACGAGUUGAGUUCGACUCAAAGAGUAGCAACACGUGUAUCCUCACCAAUUGUGGGGCAGACAAAUUUCUCUCCUAGUUAUCAAAAUGGAGGUCAAAGCCCAUUUGGUCAGUCAACUCAGAGAAAUAUAAGGAACAAUUGGAAGCAAACCCGUUUUGAUCCUAUACCUAUGUCGUACACGGAACUUUUGCCUCACCUUAUAAAGAGUCAUCAAGUGGCUAUUGUACCACAAGAGCCUCUACAACCACCAUAUCCUAAGUGGUAUGACCCCAACGCAAAAUGUGAAUACCAUGCUGGGGCAGUUGGGCAUUCUACGGAGAAUUGUUUUCCUUUGAAAGCUAAAGUGCAACGUCUAGUUAAAGCCGGUUGGUUAAGGUUCAAGAAGACAGGGGAAGAGCCUGAUGUCAACCAGAACCCUUUACGAAAUCAUGAGGGUCCCUCCAUAAAUGCAGUUGACACGUUCAUGCAAAGACAUAAGAAUAAGGUGAGCGACGUAGCUACUUCAAUGAAAACGCUUUUCCAAAUCCUCCAUGGAGCUGGAUAUUUGUCAUCAAGGUUUAACAAUGAUGAUAGAGAGAAGAUUGGAUGCACCAACAAUGAGCAGUGUUUACUCCAUCCAGAGACAAAUGACCAUUCCAUUGAGGACUGUUGUCCUUUUGCUUAUAAGGAUAACCAUGCCGUUCCAUGGAAAUAUGAAUGUCAGUUCAUCACGGACAAUGUCGUUUCUGCAACAGUCGGAGGAAUAACGCGUAGUGGAAGGUGUUAUACACCAGAUAAUUUAAAAGAUGUCUCUAAGGAGGAUGAAGUUCGACGACGUAAAGGAAAAGCUAUAGAAAUGGCAGGUGAAGAUGAUCUAAAUGAUCUGAGCAAGGUUUUUACUGAAAAGAACACAUUAGUUGAGAAAGAGACAGAUCACGAAGUUGUCUCCAAAGAAGAAGCCUGUGAAUUUUUAAAGUUAAUUAAGCAGAGUGAAUAUAAAGUGAUUGAAUAAUUACAUCGUACCCCAGCUCGUAUAUCGAUGUUGUCAUUAUUCAUGUACUCUGAACCGCAUCGUAAGGUUUUGUUGGAUAUCUUAAAUAGAGCCCAUGUAGGACAUGAUAUUUCAGUGAAUGCACUUAGUGAAAUCGUGGAAAAUAUAACUACUACAAAUUGCAUUUCCUUUACAGAUGAAGAAAUUCCCCCUGAAGGUACUGGACAUACUAAGGCAUUACACAUAUCUGUGAAGUGUAAGGACCAUCACGUGGCGAGGGUUCUGGUAGAUAAUGGUUCAUCUUUAAAUAUAAUGUCGAGAUCCACGUUGAUGAAACUCCCCAUAGAUCCAUCGUACCUAAGACCAAGUACUAUGGUUGUAAGAGCCUUUGACAGUGCAUGUAGAGAAGUAAUCGGGGAUAUAGAUAUCCCAUUAAAAAUUGGGCCUUCCACUUUCAACGUUUCAUUCCAAGUAAUGGAUAUAAAUUCCUUAUACAGUUGUCUACUGGGAAGACCUUGGAUUCAUUCAGCAGGGGCAGUCCCAUCUUCACUACACCAAAGGUUGAAAUUUAGUGUAGAAGGUGGUCAAGCUAUUGUUUAUGGAGAAGAGGACAUGUUUGUAACAAAAACAUCAGUACUUCCUUAUGUUGAAGCAACGGAAGAAGCUCUGGAAUGUUCUUAUAGAUCGUUUGAAAUUGCUAAUGCUACUACAUUUCCGACAGAAGGUUUGAGCAUGGACCGUUAUGUGUCUAAGACAUCUCUAAUGAUUGCAAAGACAAUGAUCAAAAGUGGUUUCCAAAUGCAUAAGGGAUUGGUAAAAGAUAAUCAAGGGGACUCGGAAGUGAUUUCUCUUCCUAAAGCCAAGGAAAAGUUUGGUUUGGGCUAUAAGCCAGUAACUUCUGAAUGUGAGAAGGUUCGAGCAAAAAAGAAAGAAAAGAGAAGCGCGCUCCUUAUGGGAUGCGAGAUGAAGGAGGAAAGAAUAAGCAUACCUCAUUUAUCUGAGACAUUUAAGCUUGGAGAAUUGUUGUUUGAUACCCACCAGAGAAAAAGACAUAACGAAGAUUCUGAGAUCUUAAUUGCAGUUGUCUCCGAGAAUACUAGUCUACCUCAUCCUUUGGUUCAUAAGUGUCCGCCAGGAUUUGAGUUGAACAAUUGGGAGAUCAAGAAGACAUUGAAAGUCACUAAGGGAUCGCAAAAGAACACCAGAGUGGAAGGUGACGUUGAUGACGCUGUUGAUUUCGAAGUUCCAAUUUGUAAUCUUGAGCAAAAUAUUGGAGAGGGUGAAUCUGAUAUAUCACCUGAAUUACUAAGAUUGAUAGAGCAAGAAGAAAAGAAGACUAUGUCAUAUCAAGAAACUUUGAACGUUAUUAAUUUGGGAACACCGGAAGAAGUGAAAGAAGUGCGAAUUGGCACUUUGGCCUCGGAGCAAGAUCAAUCAGAGCUGGUGACCCUACUUCACGAGUUUAAAGAUAUAUUUGCAUGGUCUUACCAGGAUAUGCUCGGUUUGGAUACAGAAAUUGUAACACAUCGAUUACCACUCAAACCAGAAUGUAAGCCUAUACGACAAAAGCUUCGCAAAUUGAAACCUGAAAUGUUGAUAAAGAUCAAGGAGGAAGUUAAAAAGCAGUUUGAUGCUGGAUUCUUAGCAGUAGCAAAAUACCCAAUUUGGGUUGCAAAUAUUGUCCCCGUUCCAAAGAAAGACGGGAAGGUUAGAAUGUGCGUAGACUAUAGAGAUCUUAAUCGAGCAAGUCCUAAAGACAACUUUCCUCUUCCUCACAUUGACGUGUUGGUAGAUAAUACUGCCGGUUUUUCCACCUUCUCAUUUAUGGAUGGAUUUUCAGGAUACAACCAAAUCAAAAUGGCUUCAGAAGAUCAAGAAAAAACGACAUUCAUCACCUUGUGGGGAAUGUUCUGCUAUAAAGUAAUGCCUUUUGGGUUAAAAAAUGCAGGAGCAACUUAUCAGAGAGCGAUGGUUACAUCAUUCCAUGACUUGAUGCAUAAAGAAAUUGAAGUUUAUGUUGAUGAUAUGAUUGCCAAGUCCAGACUCGAAGAAAAGCAUGUGGUUACCCUUCGUAAGCUUUUUGAACGUUUGCGAAAGUUCCAAUUAAAGUUGAAUACAGUAAAAUGCACAUUUGGAGUUUCUUCUGGGAAGUUAUUGGGUUUCAUUGUUAGUCGUGAAGGCAUCAAGAUGGACCCAGACAAAAUCAAGGCUAUAGUUGACUUAAGGUCACCAAAAACACAAAAGGAGGUAAGAAGUUUUUUAGGAAGGUUGAAUUACAUUGCACGAUUUAUUUCACACCUUACUCAAAUUUGUGAGCCAAUUUUAAAAUUGCUUCGCAAAAAUGAGAUUUGUCAUUUGAAUGAAGAUUGCCAAAAAACUUUUGACAAGAUCAAAGACUACUUGCAAAGCCCUCCUAUCCUCGUUCCGCCAACUCCAGGACGACCUUUGAUCUUAUACUUGACAGUGAAGGAGGGGUCAAUGGGAUGGCUGGGACAACAUGACUCUACUGGAAAGAAAGAGCAAGCUGUCUAUUAUUUGAGCAAGAAGUUCACGAAUUAUGAAUCAAAAUACUCAUUGUUGGAAAAAACAUGUUGUGUUUUAGCAUGGACGACUCAAAGAUUAAGACAGUAUAUGUUGUACUAUACUACAUGGCUUAUUUCAAAAAUGGAUCCUAUAAAAUACAUUUUUGAAAAGCCAUCCUUAUCAGGAAGGAUAGCUAAGUGGCAAGUGUUGUUAUCAGAGUUUGAUAUCGUUUACAUUACUAGAAAGGCCAUAAAGGGUAGUGUGAUUGCUGAUUGCUUAGCGGAGUUACCAAUUGAGGACUAUGAGCCCAUGAAGUUCGAUUUUCCAGAUGAAGAUAUCAUGGCAUUAGUAAAUACAUCAUCGAAUACAUGGACAAUGAUGUUUGAUGGAGCCACGAACGAAAUAGGGCACGGUGUGGGAGCAAUUUUGAUGUCCCCCGAUGGGAAGUGGUACCCUUUAACUGCUAAGUUAUAUUUCGAUUGCACCAAUAACAUGGCUGAGUAUGAGGCAUGUAGUAUGGGAGUGCGAAUGGCAUACGAGAUGAAAGUAAAAAAAUUACGAGUCCUUGGGGACUCCCUGUUGGGAGUACAUCAGCUGAAUGGGGAAUGGGAGACAAGGGAUGCUAAAUUGAUCCCUUAUAACGAUUAUAUUCGAACAAUAGCGCAAACUUUUGAUUCAAUAACUUUUGAACACGUCCCACGCGAAAGCAAUCAGGUUGCAGAUGCAUUAGCCACUCUUUCUGCCAUGUUUAAUGUAGCUUACAGUGAAGAAGUUCAACCCAUAAGGAUGGAGAAGUAUAAGACACCAUCCUAUUGUAUGAGCCUCGAACGGGAACCUGACGGUAAACCUUGGUAUCAUGAUAUUAAGCACUACAUCGCAUAUCGGGAGUAUCCAUCAGGGGUAUCAGAAAAUAGUAAGCGCAUCGUUAGGAGGCUAGCCAUGAAGUUCUUUCUAAGUGGUGAAGUAUUAUACAAAAGAAAUUACGAUAUGACUCUACUGCGAUGCGUCGAUGCUUUGAAAGCCAAAAAAAGUUUGGAAGAAAUUCAUGAAGGAGUGUGUGGGACGCAUGCAAAUGGACACAUGAUGGCGAGGCAAAUUUUACGUGCUGGUUAUUUUUGGUUGACCAUGGAGUCAGACUGCAUCAAAUAUGUGAGAAGAUGCCAUAAAUGUCAAAUAUACGCAGAUAAAACGCAUGCUCCAGCCUCUCCAUUGCAUGUGUUGACGGCUCCAUGGCCUUUCUCCAUGUGGGGUUUGGAUGUAAUUGGACCCAUUGAGCCAAAGGCAUCAAAUGGUCAUCGAUUCAUUUUGGUAGCCAUAGAUUAUUUCACGAAAUGGGUAGAGGCUGCUUCCUACAAAAGUGUCACCAAGCAGGCCGUUAUCAAGUUCAUAUGAAAGGACAUUAUAUGUCGGUAUGGUUUACCUGAGCGUAUCAUCACCGAUAAUGGAAAAAACCUUAAUAAUAAAUUAAUGGAGGAGUUAUGCAAUCAGUUCAAGGUUAAACACUCUAAUUCCACUCCUUAUCGCCCUAAGAUGAAUGGGGCAGUGGAAGCAGCAAAUAAAAAUAUCAAAAGGAUUCUCGAGAAAAUGUCGGUCACUUAUAGAGAUUGGCAUGAAAUGCUACCUUUCGCAUUGCAUGGAUAUAGAAUAUCAGUCCGCACGUCAACAGGGUCAACCCCUUUUUCACUAGUGUAUGGUUUCGAAGCAGUUUUACCUGUUGAAGUUGAGGUGCCAUCCCUUAGGGUAAUCCAAGAGUUAGAACUAGAUGAAGCAAAGUGGGCUCAAGUAAGAUACGAGCAAUUGAAUUUCAUAGAAGAAAGGAGACUGACUGCAUUAUGUAGAGGACAGUUAUACCAAAAGAAAAUAGCACGAGCGUAUAACAAAAAAGUUCGACAUCGCCAUUUCCAAGAAGGAAAUCUAGUGUUAAAAAGGAUCCUGCCUUUUCAAAAGGAUCAUAGAGGAAAAUGGACUCCUAAUUACGAGGGACCAUAUAUAGUAAAAAGAGAUUUCUCGGGAGGAGCUUUAAUUUUGACAAAUAUGGACGGAGAUGACUUGCCUAACCCAAUAAGUGCAGACUAUGUGAAGAAAUACUAUGCAUAA